Myxocyprinus asiaticus (Chinese sucker) is the source of this 1904-nucleotide messenger RNA. RefSeq lists its product as uncharacterized. NCBI's taxonomy places the organism in Eukaryota, Metazoa, Chordata, Actinopteri, Cypriniformes, Catostomidae. Gene Ontology annotation, molecular function: protein binding. Gene Ontology annotation, biological process: cell division. The record is from RefSeq and is a predicted model, not a curated record. The transcript has 11 exons. Bases 135 to 1373 code for a protein of 412 amino acids.
UGCAGGAAGUUAACCCUUCACGUUGAAGCCCAUGCGUACUGUCACGUUGGCAAGUGAUCGCAUCCCCAAGUGGAGACUGAACUCUCAAUUUCCCCUGCAAAGUGACAGAAAUACACAAACUUCAUUGAACAACAAUGGGAGGACAAACAAAAGCUAAAAAGAAAAAUCAGUCUAAAAGAAAAGACAGCAGACCACAUGGAGGUGCCAUGAUGUCAACACAGGAGAGAAUGAAAGCCAAGAUGCAGGAAAAGGCUAAGAAGAAAACAGCUAAAAAAUAUACUGUUGACCAGUUAUUGGAAAAGACUGACGAGUGUAUAGACAACUUUGACUUUGCCAUGGCUAGGCUGUUUUGUCAGCGAGCGCUUGACAUUGAGCCUACUAACCUGACCAUCCUGGAUAUGCUGGGGAACAUCCACGCUGAGCUAGGAGAUAUCGAGGAAGCCAAACAGGUGUUCCUGAAGGCCGUGGAGCUCAGUCCAGAGGAGGGCCACAGUAAAUACAUGUACCUGGGGCAGAUUCAUACUGACAUGGAGGCUGUACAAUACUUCAGUAAAGGAAUCGAAAUCAUGCUCAACACCAUGGACAAACAGGCCAUUGAGGCUAAUGCAUUGGGAGCAGCUGCAUUCCCCUCUGAGGGUGCUGUCACAAACAAGGAUGUGUCUGUGGCCUUCUGUUCCAUCGCUGAGAUCUUCUUCACUGAUCUAUGCAUGGAGGAGGGUGCCGCUGAUCGCUGUAAGGAGGCCAUCAACAAAGCUCUACAGUACAAUGAACACAACCCUGAAGCACUGCAGCUCAUGGCCAGCUACCUGUUCAGCAUUGAGAAAACAGAGGAGGGACGUGAGUACCUGAAGAAGAGUGUGUUGUUAUGGUUACCUAGUCUACAGAAAAAGGAAGAGUCAUCAUCAAGAGGAGACCAUGAUAUGCAAGAGGAAGAUCAGACUAAGAACAACAUCCCGCCUUUUGAAACUAGAAUAACAACAGCCAAACUGCUAAUUGAGGCCGAGGAGUUAGAGAUGGCCACAGAGGUGCUUGAGGAUCUUUUAGAAGAGGAUGAUGAGGUUGUGCAGGUGUGGUAUCUUUUGGGGUGGCUGUUUUAUUUGCAACUCAACAAACAAGACUUGACAAACAACCCGGUGAACUUCAGAAAAUCAGCCUUAACCUAUCUUAUUAAGGCCAAAAAGUUGUACGUGAAGCUACGUUGUGAGGACGCGCCUAUGUUUGAGCACACAGAGCAACUGUUAGCCGAGCUGGGUGGAGAAGGGUAUGAAGCUGGGGUUGAUGAUGAUGAUGAUGAAGCUGGACCUUCUCUAGAGGACAUUGAGGAUGAUUUUAUUCAAAGCAGUGAUGAAGAGGAGGAUGCCAUGGAUCACUGACGGAACACUUUUCACUCUUGUUUGUUUUUUGGUCUUCUCUGGGCUCGCCCCCAUUAAAAAUGUCCCAGAACUGGAAUAUAAAUGUAUCCAAUAGAAAUUAAAACUGAGCAUGCAGAUGGCUGCAUCUUCACACACUCAUCCAGAAAUACUCCAGUAUUUCUCUCUGACACAAUUACUCUUUUCCUUCUCCAUUUUACUCUAGUUUGUCUGUGGAAAGCUGGAAUGUAUUUUCCAUUUGCCCAAGUUUUUUCAUACUGAGGGUCCAAACCAACAGGACAGUACAUCUGUCACAAUGCUCUAAACAUUGAUUAAGUGUUGAUGGUGUUUCAUAAUAUUUUUACUGUUUUAUCAGUCAAACCAUUAUCAAAUGCUGCAAAAAUGUUAACAAUGUCAGAAAUAAAAAAUACAAAUUUACAUUGAUUUAAAUGAGAAUUCCGUGAGGGAUUCAUGUUUUCCAGUCAAAUAGUUAAAUGCCCAGAUACUGUACAUGCUUAUGUUCUUCUUCAAAUAAAGAUGAUGAUGAUGUCAAAA